CCUCCUCAUCCCUCUGUGCACGCUCCUGGAGCUGAUGCUGCUGCUGCUGCACGAGGGGAACCGGAGAGGCCCCGGGCCGGACACACCCGGAGCAGAGAGACAGCCGGGUCCUGUGGAUGCUGGCUGUCCUGCCUGGUUUGCUGCUUGUCUGUCGUGGCCUUAGGUUUUGGGAAACAGGAUGUGACUGAGGUGUCAGGUUUGGGGGACCCUGAAUUUCUGCUGCCCCCCAUACCGCCCUCCACGAGUGCUGCUUACAUUCUGAAUGCUAGGACUGUACUGUUCAUACCAUGCAUGUGGUUGGGCUCAGCGUGGCCCUCAGGAAGCUAAGUCUGGCCCUGUGGGUUCUGAGUGUGACUGCCCGAAUACUCUCCUCUCAUGCGCAGGUAUAUUCUCAGACUGUGAACACACACUACGGCAAGCUGCGCGGCAUGCGGAUGUCUUUGCCAAACGACAUUUUGGGCCCAGUGGAUCAAUACCUGGGGGUGCCUUAUGCAGCACCCCCUGUUGGAGAGAAGCGCUUUCUCCCACCCGAGCCUCCUCCCUCGUGGUCUGGCAUAAGAAAUGCCACACAUUUCUCACCCGUGUGCCCACAGAACAUACAGAAUGCAGUACCAGAUAUCAUGAUGCCAGUCUGGUUCACCUCAAAUCUGGAUACUGUGACCGGAUACCUCCAAGAACAGAGUGAGGACUGCCUCUACCUUAACAUCUAUGUGCCCACAGAGGAUGUAAAGCGGAUUUCCAAGGAGUGUGUCCGAAAACCCAACAAGAAAAUAUGUAGGAAAGGAGGACCCAGCGCUAAGAAACAGGGGGAAGAGGUUUCGGAUAAUGACGAAGACGAGGAAGGAGAUAUCCGAGACACAGGAGCCAAACCAGUCAUGGUGUACAUUCAUGGAGGGUCCUACAUGGAGGGUAGUGGGAAUAUGAUCGAUGGAAGUGUCCUGGCCAGCUACGGCAAUGUGAUAGUUAUCACUCUAAACUAUCGUGUGGGAGUUCUGGGAUUCUUGAGUACUGGCGAUCAAGCAGCUAAAGGAAAUUAUGGACUUCUUGAUCAAAUCCAGGCAUUGCGCUGGGUGAGCGAGAAUGUGGCAUUUUUUGGUGGUGACCCUCACAGGAUCACAGUGUUUGGCUCUGGCAUCGGGGCAUCCUGCGUCAGUCUUCUCACACUCUCUCACCACUCUGAAGGACUGUUCCAAAGAGCUAUCAUACAAAGUGGUUCGGCCCUUUCCAGCUGGGCUGUCAAUUACCAGCCUGUGAAGUACACCCGACUGCUUGCCGAGAAGGUGGGCUGCAAUGUACUGGACACUGUGGAUAUGGUUGACUGCUUGCGGCAGAAAAAUGCCAAAGAGUUGGUAGAACAGGAUAUUCAGCCAGCCCGGUAUCAUGUAGCUUUUGGUCCAGUCAUUGACGGAGAUGUAAUUCCAGAUGACCCAGAGAUUCUCAUGGAGCAAGGAGAGUUCCUCAAUUAUGAUAUAAUGCUGGGGGUCAACCAAGGGGAAGGACUCAAGUUUGUGGAGAAUGUGGUGGAUGCAGAAGAUGGUGUUUCUGGAAGUGACUUUGACUACUCAGUAUCUAACUUUGUGGACAAUCUUUAUGGGUACCCAGAAGGUAAAGACACACUGCGUGAAACCAUCAAGUUCAUGUACACAGACUGGGCUGACCGCGACAAUCCUGAGACUCGUCGCAAGACCUUAGUGGCUCUAUUCACUGACCAUCAGUGGGUGGAGCCAUCUGUAGUGACUGCUGAUCUACAUGCCCGUUAUGGCUCGCCCACUUAUUUUUAUGCCUUUUACCAUCACUGCCAGAGCCUGAUGAAACCUGCAUGGUCUGAUGCAGCCCAUGGGGAUGAGGUACCCUAUGUAUUUGGUGUCCCUAUGGUGGGUCCAACAGAUUUAUUCCCCUGCAAUUUUUCCAAGAAUGAUGUGAUGCUGAGUGCUGUAGUCAUGACAUACUGGACCAACUUUGCCAAAACUGGUGAUCCCAACAAACCUGUGCCGCAGGAUACCAAGUUCAUCCACACAAAGGCAAACCGCUUUGAAGAAGUGGCGUGGUCUAAGUACAACCCACGGGAACAAUACUACCUUCACAUUGGCCUGAAACCACGUGUGCGUGACCACUAUCGAGCUACCAAAGUGGCAUUCUGGAAGCAUCUAGUACCACACCUAUACAAUCUACACGAUAUGUUUCAUUAUACUUCUACUACCACCAAGGUGCCACCAUCAGACACUACUCAAAAUUCACAUACCACGCGCAGGCCCAAGCCUUGGGAUAAUAAGCGGCCAGCUAUUUCACCCACCCUCAAUGGUCCAUCAUCCAAGUGGAACCCAGAAUUGGACCCAGUGGACCCAGUUGUGAUCCAGGAUCCAAGGGACUAUUCUACAGAGCUUAGUGUCACUAUUGCUGUGGGAGCCUCUCUUUUAUUUCUUAAUGUGCUGGCUUUUGCCGCAUUAUACUACCGUAAUGAUAAGCGACGUCAGGACACACAGCGCCAGCCUAGUCCACAGCGUGCCUCAGUCACGCGGGAUCUGUCACACAGCCCUGUACCACCCGAGGAGCUAAAUUCUCUACAGAUAAAUGCUGGACACCCUGAUUGUGAGGGUGGUGGAGUCUCCAGCCAUGACAACCUGCGUCUGGCCACACUUCCUGACUACACACUUACUUUGCGUCGUUCACCAGACGAUAUUCCACUCAUGACACCUAACACCAUCACCAUGAUUCCAAAUUCUCUGGUGGGACUGCAAAGCCUUCACCCAUACAACACCUUUUCUGCAGGCUUCAACAGCACUGGCCUCCCCCAUUCACACUCCACCACUAGAGUAUAGCACCCCAUCACCUUGCACUUCGCCCAUGUCUUGACAUUAGACCUACAUGAAGUGUCUGAGACAAGGGAGAAGCUUAAUGACACAUUCCAUACCCCCAAAGAAGAAGGGGGGCAGGUGUGGGGCUUAGCUUCUAUGAUGGAAAGGGUCUGUUCAGUCAUGACUCAUCAAGAACACACUUCCUCUGUGCUCUUGUUUCCAAAAGUGCUUUUACCCUGGCGGAGGCACAUAGAGAGUGCAGGAAGCUUAGCCAAGGAAAGGAUUUGCUUUUGCAGACAAAAGGUCUGUAACUAAGAAAAUGGAGAUUAUGAAUGGAGAAGAGGCAGGAGGGAGACAUGCCCAACGUAUUUCCCCAUCCGUUCUCAAAACUAACUACGUCAUCUAUCUCUGCCAUUUUGUCCGUCCAUUGACCCCUGAUUUAUUACUAUCUUUAAACCUGGAAAAAUAGAAUUAAUGAGGUGCAGUAGAGGAAAUAUCUACUUUAUUAGCAUAGAUAGAUUGGAGUAAAGGGUGUUUAGAUCUUUUAUAGAUCAAAUUUCUAAAAAAAAUGUUGAUGUUUUUAGAAAUGUUACAAGAUUGUUACCAGAAUACAAAAAAAGAAAAUGACAGUGGCCACAGUUAAAAUAGAUGACGUUGGAUUGCCUCAUGUACUGACCCCAUUCGGAUCUAUCCCAACUGUGUGCCAAAUUCAUACACCAGCUAUAGAAUGGGGCUGAAAACAAUUGCCCCAGUCUCAAUACUACCUUAAUCAUUCCAGUGCCAAAUAUCUAUAGCCAGCCAUCUUGAAAAUAUUGUAAUCAUUGGUUCAAACAUGCAUUACCCACAGCAUCAACAAUGUGUUUAUAGCUAUGACUGACCUAUAGGUCCUAGCAAACACAUCCAGGCAUUGGCUUUCCAGGACCUGUAGGUCAAGAGUACCUAGAGAUCAUAUUUCACCUACAACUAAAUUAGUGUUUUGAUAUUGUUAUAUUGGCUUCCAUUUGAAGUAGAGAGUAAAUACUCAGCAAACAACUUAAAUGUGCCAAAUGCAACAACGGUUUCUACAGUGGGGAGUUCUAGUAGGACAGGUUCGUUUAAUCAGUUAGUUUGUCAUCCUCAGUGAUAGCCACUUAAAAAAAGCCUAUUUUUCAGUUCUCAAGUGUCUAAUGGUUUGUGAUCUUAUAUUCAUAGCUGUGAACGCAAACUAUAAGGUCGAUUAUUCGGACUGUACAAUGAAAGACACUGGAAAAGAUGUGACAGAAAUAUUGUCUGGCUGAAUAAUGACAUUUUGAAAUAGAGCUUUGAGCUUAAUAUGUAUAGAAGAUUUUAAAAUGUUGGAUUAUUAUACAGUGAUUACCAUGGCAGCAGUCACCUUAUACUGUUUUUACAUAAAAAUAUGUAUUUCAUACACAAAGUUUCCUACCUCUGCCUCCUUGGAUAAGUUUGUAUAUGGGUAGAACAAAUUCUUUGUGCAUGUAUGUGGGUAUAUGUAUGAGUGUGCGUAUAUAUGUAUUUACAUAUAUAUAAGCAUACACAGGAACACUAACAAACUGUUGUACAUAUGAAUACUCACAUAGAUGUUUGCUCCCCCCUCCCACUUCUUCCUCCAACCGGGGCCCAACGCCUUUUCAGCUUUUCUACCAUUUACCAUGAUUUUUGGACAUGGGUUUUGUGACACAGAGGGACACCAUGGGUUCAGUUGACAGUUUUGUGACACAGAGGGGCACCUGGGGUCAGUAUUUAUAGAAUGUAUUUAUACUGUAUCACAGGAGAGUAGAAAACGUAUUCCAAAUAAAGAAAACUCAUAUUUUUA
Pseudophryne corroboree (corroboree frog) is the source of this 4608-nucleotide messenger RNA. It is a transcript of the gene NLGN3, whose product is annotated as neuroligin 3. The record is from RefSeq and is a predicted model, not a curated record. Gene Ontology annotation, molecular function: neurexin family protein binding; signaling receptor activity. Gene Ontology annotation, cellular component: plasma membrane; postsynaptic specialization membrane; synapse. The transcript has 8 exons. Gene Ontology annotation, biological process: postsynaptic membrane assembly; chemical synaptic transmission; neuron cell-cell adhesion. Bases 288 to 2819 code for a protein of 843 amino acids. Lineage: Eukaryota; Metazoa; Chordata; Amphibia; Anura; Myobatrachidae.